UCCCCCCGUUAGGAUCAUGGAUGUAGGUUAGGAGUGUCUCCAUCUCCGUUAUAAGAGACGUUGUGAUGUUAAAGUGAUGUUUGAUCUUUAGGAGACAUCGACAGAGAUGGAGCUUCUUCCUCUUCUGUGUCUCUGCCUCCUGACUCGCUCUGGAAUCACGUCUGCUCAACUAAACGGGCCACCGUUGAUUAAAGUGGAACAAGACAGAGAUGUGGUGUUACCCUGCUCUCUCAGCACCAAGGAGAACAUUGCAUCAGGUGUCUUUGACUGGAAGAAAGUUGCUCAGAAAGAUGCUGCUGAGAAGGAGGUGUUCCUGUAUGACAAAGGCAAACAUUACAACGACGGCCGAGAUGGUCAGAGUGAGCAGUUCAAAGGUCGAGUCUCUCAUUUUCAAGAUGAACUGAAACACGGCAACGCCUCCAUAAUCAUCAGAAAUACAAAGAUAUCUGACAGUGGAAACUACACCUGUUAUUUUCCCCAUCUUCGGCCACCUCAAACAUUCUACAUUGAGCUAGUUGUUGGUGCAGCUCCAAAACCAUCCGUGGCAACACUUGAUGAAACAAAGGACUGGUCACUGCUACAGUGUGAAGUUCAUGGCAAUCCAGAACCUGAAGUAGAGUGGCAGGACAGUGCUGGAACCAAACUUCCUGCUGAGAAGCCACAGGUCAAACAAAUAGGAAACAUUUUCUACAUCACUCUCAACGUAACCGUAACCAAGAGCGACCGCUACCGCUGUGUAGCAACACAGGAGACAAUCAGCCAUCAGAUUUCUGCUGAGACCUAUGUGCAGAUAAGUGGGCCACCGUUGAUUAAAGUGGAACAAGACAGAGAUGUGGUGUUACCCUGCUCCCUCAGCACCAAGGAGAACAUUGCAUCAGGUGUCUUUGACUGGAAGAAAGUUGCUCAGAAAGAUGCUGGUGAGAAGGAGGUGUUCCUGUAUGACAAAGGCAAACAUUACAACAACGGCCGAGAUGGUCAGAGUGAGCAGUUCAAAGGUCGAGUCUCUCAUUUUCAAGAUGAACUGAAGUACGGCAACGCCUCCAUAAUCAUCAGAAAUACAAAGAUAUCUGACAGUGGAAACUACACCUGUUAUUUUCCCCAUCUUCGGCCACCUCAAACAUUCUACAUUGAGCUAGUUGUUGGUGCGGCGCCAAAACCAUCCGUGGCAACACUUAAGGAAACAAAGGACUGGAGGCUGCUGCAGUGUGAGGUUCAUGGCAAUCCAGAACCUGAAGUAAAAUGGCAAGACAGUGAUGGAAACAAACUACCUGCUGAGGAGCCACAGGUCGAAAAAAUAGGAGGCCUUUUCUACAUCACUCUCAACGUAACCGUAACCAAGAGCGACCGCUACCGCUGUGUAGCAACACAGGAGACAAUCAGUCAUCAGAUUUCUGCUGAGACUGAUGUGCAGAUAAGUGGUACUCUACAGCUCUCUGUCAAGACUGUUAGUCAAACUAACGACAGGGCUCUGCUGCAGUGUGAGGUUCGAGGUGCUUCUGCAGACCUUAGAGUGGAAUGGCAGGACAGUGCUGGAAACCAACUUGCUGCCAAAGAGCCCCAGCUGUCAGAAAGAGGAGGAGGCGACGACGUCACCCUCCAAACUACUGUGACCAAGACCGGUCACUACCACUGUGUAGCCUCACAGAAGAAAAGCAACCAUACCAUUUCUGAGGAUACUUUUGUGCAUAUCAGUGCGUCUCCCAAUGAAUGGAUUGUUGCAUUGAUUGUUUCAUUGAUUGUUGCAUUGAUUGGAUGGAUUGGAACGACUGUUGCUGUAGCAGUUCUUGCUGUUAUUGUUAUUCGUCAAAAUAGGCGUAUAGCCAAGUAUAUAAACACAUCACAAGACCCAGGAAACCAAUCUAGUGAUGUACCUCCGGUCCAAACGCCACUUGUUAAUACCACAGUAACAGUAAGUGAAGACACCAGACCUGGAUCUGAUUCUGGGAACAGCUUGAAGACCUCUGCCUGAUGACCUGAGAGGCCUGAUGAUCAAUGAUCAAUGACACAGAUAAAUCUGAAUGGAGGGAACUUCUGCAAUCUCCGGUGUCUUCGUGGACUCCUCGUCUGACAAUUUCUUCUGUACUGAGGCCACUGUGAGGUCUCACGCAGUCAGCAAGUAAAUGACUUUACUUUCAAUUUC
Sander lucioperca (pikeperch) is the source of this 2140-nucleotide messenger RNA. RefSeq names its product CD276 antigen-like. The record is from RefSeq and is a predicted model, not a curated record. Lineage: Eukaryota; Metazoa; Chordata; Actinopteri; Perciformes; Percidae. The transcript has 10 exons. Bases 107 to 1969 code for a protein of 620 amino acids.